This is a messenger RNA of Mustela erminea (ermine), 2249 nucleotides long. RefSeq names its product gastric inhibitory polypeptide receptor (gene GIPR). Lineage: Eukaryota; Metazoa; Chordata; Mammalia; Carnivora; Mustelidae. The record is from RefSeq and is a predicted model, not a curated record. Gene Ontology annotation, cellular component: plasma membrane. Gene Ontology annotation, biological process: adenylate cyclase-modulating G protein-coupled receptor signaling pathway; cell surface receptor signaling pathway. Bases 267 to 1667 code for a protein of 466 amino acids. Gene Ontology annotation, molecular function: G protein-coupled peptide receptor activity; gastric inhibitory peptide receptor activity; peptide hormone binding. The transcript has 15 exons.
AUGACCUAGUGUGGGGCCUGCAGCCGGGGAGGGCAAGGAUUAUAUGCGCAAGGGACCAUGUACAGGUCUCUGCCCCAGAGCUGCCCCUCCUGUUCCCUGGCCCCGCCCUCUCCCACCACCCCAGGCUGUCACCUCUUCCAGAGCCCAGGCGAGGGAGGCUGUAGAGGCAGCAGCAGAGGCGGCAGUGGCAGCGGCUGGAGUGAGUGACCAAGAGCAGAUCUGGGACAGACCAGCCCCUCCGCCCCCGAUGCCCCGCCGCCCUCACGAUGCUGAACUGUCCGCCUUGGCGACUGCUGCUGCUGCUCUUGUGGUGGGGGCCGCUGCUCCGGAGGGCGAAGACAGGCUCUGUCGGGGAGACGGCGGGGGAGCUGUACCAGCGCUGGGAACGGUACCGCAGAGAGUGCCAAGAGACAUUGGAAGCCUUGGACCCCCCAGCAGGCCUCGCCUGUAACGCGUCCUUCGAUAUGUACGUCUGCUGGGACUACGCUGCCCCCAACGAUACUGCCCGUGUGUCCUGCCCCUGGUACCUGCCCUGGCAUCGUCACGUGGCUGCAGGCUUUGUCCUCCGCCAGUGCGGCAGUGAUGGCCAAUGGGGACCUUGGAGAGACCAUUCGCAGUGUGAGAAUCCAGAAAAGAAUGGGGUCUUUCAGGAUCAACGGCUGAUUCUGGAGCGGCUGCAGGUCAUGUACACCGUGGGCUACUCCCUGUCCCUUGCCACGUUGCUGCUAGCCCUACUCAUCUUGAGUUUCUUAAGGCGGCUACGCUGCACUCGCAACUACAUCCACAUCAACCUGUUCACGUCUUUCAUGCUGCGGGCGGCGGCCAUCCUCACCCGAGACCGUUUGCUACCUCCACUGGGCCCCUACCCCGGGGGCCAGGCCCCUGUCCCGUGGAACCUGGCCCUCGCUGCCUGCCGCACAGCCCAGAUCGCGACCCAGUACUGCGUGGGUGCCAACUACACGUGGCUGCUCGUGGAGGGUGUCUACCUACACAGUCUCUUGGUGCUUGUGGGAGGUUCCGAGGGGGGCCACUUCCGCUGCUACCUGCUUCUCGGCUGGGGGGCCCCCGCGCUUUUCGUCAUUCCCUGGGUGAUCGUCAGGUACCUGUACGAGAACACGCAGUGCUGGGAACGGAACGAUGUCAAGGCCAUUUGGUGGAUCAUACGCACCCCCAUCCUCAUGACCAUCUUGAUUAAUUUCCUCAUCUUCAUUCGCAUUCUUGGCAUCCUCGUGUCCAAACUGAGGACGCGACAGAUGCGCUGCCCGGACUACCGGUUGAGGCUGGCUCGAUCUACGCUGACGCUGGUACCCCUGCUGGGCGUCCACGAGGUGGUGUUUGCUCCGGUGACAGAGGAACAGGCCCGGGGUGCCCUGCGCUUCACCAAGCUCGGCUUUGAGAUCUUCCUCAGCUCGUUCCAGGGCUUCAUUGUCAGCGUUUUGUAUUGCUUCAUCAACAAGGAGGUGCAGUCGGAGAUCCGCCGCUGCUGGCACCGCUGCCGCCUGCGCCACAGCCUCGGGGAGGAGCGCCGCCAGCCACUGGAGCGCGCCUCUGGGAUCCUGCCCUCUGGCUCAGGCCCCUGCCGGGGCGGCCCUGACUGCGCCCUGUCCUUGGGGACCCUCCCAGGGCCUGGGGAUGAGGCCAGCCGGGUCUUGGAAAGUUACUGCUAGGCAGCGGGAUGCUGUGUCCAUUCGGAUUCGCAUGCAUUUGUUGAGAGCCUACUGUAUACCAGGCCCAGCAUGGAGGGCGCUGGAGAAACUGGGGUGUGGUGGGAGGGAGAAACAAGACAAGGUCCCUGUUCUCCUAGAGUUCACAGGUCAUAAUGGGGGGGGGCAGCAAAGACAGCUAAGUUAGACACACACUGUGGAAUGGCUAAUGAGGGAAAAUUAGAAGGAAGCCUAAGGUGGUCCAGGAGGGCAUCUCUGAGGAGGUGACACUUAAGCCAUGCCUGCAAGAGGUGAAGGAGACCCUCUGGGAAGAAGAUUCUAGGCUGAAGGAACAGCAUCUGCAAAGGCCUUUCCACCACAAAGAGCUUGGCACUGCCUGAGGACCAGACAGGACCAGACGCUGCCAUGUGAUGAGACAGAUUACUAGGGGCAGGAGAGGCAGCUGCCGAGGGGUGUGAAGUGGUCGGACUCUGGUGGUAUUUAAAGGCAGAACUGAGAAUUUGCCACCGCUUUGCACGAGGGAAGUGUAUCAAGAGAAGUCAAGGAAGAUUUCUAGGUUUGGGAUGGUAGAGAGAGGGAGAUGGG